Messenger RNA from Penicillium cinerascens, 924 nucleotides. RefSeq lists its product as uncharacterized. Bases 1 to 924 code for a protein of 307 amino acids. The record is from RefSeq and is a predicted model, not a curated record. Lineage: Eukaryota; Fungi; Ascomycota; Eurotiomycetes; Eurotiales; Aspergillaceae. The transcript is spliced from 3 exons.
AUGAUGCUCAGAUACCUGAUCACUGGCGCGACAGGUGGCUUCGGUGGCCACAUUCUUGACUAUUUCAUUAAUAACGUCCCCUUGAAUGAAUUUGCCGUCUCAUCGUCCCAAAGAGGGAAGCGACAGUACUUUGAGGGUCGCGGAGUCCAAUUUCGCCACUUGGACUACGAGGAUCCUUCCACUCUCGAGGUGGGGCUACGAGACGUGCAGAAUCUGCUCUUCGUCAGUACGAAUACGAAUGUGAUACAUAUCGAUCGAAUUCACAGACACCACCAGAAUGUCGUACUGGCGGCCGCCAAGGCUAAUGUUCGGCAUGUGUGGUACACAUCUUUGCCUUUCGGUGGAUUUGGGAAUGACUCAAAGGUCGCGGUCCAACAGCAGCAUAUAGCCACAGAGCAAAUGCUCCAAAAAUCUGGUCUGACGUAUACCUGCAUCCGCGAGGGUAUCUACACAGAGGCAUUCCCACUCUUUCUCAACUGGUAUGCCGACACAGCUGAGAUUAUCCUUCCAUGCGACGGUGAAAUAGCUUUUACUAGCCGAGAGGACCUUGCUGAGGGUACUGCACGCCUAAUGCUAGGUGGUGGGUACGAGAACAAAACAGUACUUCUCACGGCGGGCGAGACCAUCACCGCAAGGGGGAUAGUGGAUACGAUUAUUCAGUCCACAGGUCGGGAAUUGAAGAUUCGGUAUGUCUCGGAAGGGGAGUUCCUUGCGCAUCAUACGGAGCAUGACAAAGGGAAGAAACCAGUCGUUCUUUUUGAGAUACUUGCCUCAUGGUGGACGGCAGCUGCUAGGGGGGAACUAAAGGUCGUGGACGGAUUGUUGCGCGAGAUACUGUGCAGGGAGCCAUUGACGCCACAUCAUACCGUGAAAAAACUCCUUCAGGAGAAAGGUGAUCAUACCUGGCAUCAAAACUAUGCCUGA